CAGAGACUUCAUAUCACAACGAACAACUUGAUCUUCGCUUUACUAAAAUUCCAAUACCACAUCGAAUCACUUCUUGAUCCCAACUCUUUGCAAAAAUGGCAGCUCUCACGAAAUCAAUGCUUUCCUUCCUGUUCCUCACGGCUGCUUCAAAUGAUUCACCCCUCACACCCCGUGCUGAUACGGUCUUCAGCCUCACAGACCUCGUAUUCAACACCACCAACACUUACAGCUCACCGCCACACGUCUCCAUUUGGUCUAGGAGCGUCUCAUUCACAUUGACCAAUACCGCCAUCUCCCGCUCUAACAAAUGCCAUGGUAAGUCUAAUACUCAGCACCCAUUAGCAUCUCCACAAAACACAUGCUAAUUUGCCUUGUCUGAAUAGUCGUCAGCAACAAUAACCCGGCAGAUAUUUUCUUCGACGGGAAUCAGGCAUUUAUUUGUGAUGGAGGCGUUCCGAGCUUCAGAUUCAAGGCCGUCUAUAUCAAUGAUGGUGUCUUUACUGUGCAAGAUGAUACGUAAGUUAUCUUCUUAUUUUGGGGGGGGAAGUGUUUGUUGCUAGGGUGGGAAUAUGUGUUGACUUUUGGUAUAUACAGAGGAGUCUCUGGAACAGGAACGCCGGAUUUUACCUGUGUGUACAUGGAUGUUAUUAAUCCUGAUUGGCCAACCACUUCGCCUUACAAGGUCUCCAGUAGUUCUUGUACUCAGACUGAGUUGUUGAUCGCUGCUGCUUAG
Messenger RNA from Hymenoscyphus albidus, 733 nucleotides. The record is from the annotation of a GenBank genome assembly. NCBI's taxonomy places the organism in Eukaryota, Fungi, Ascomycota, Leotiomycetes, Helotiales, Helotiaceae.